This is a messenger RNA of Phymastichus coffea, 2615 nucleotides long. It is a transcript of the gene E(z), whose product is annotated as histone-lysine N-methyltransferase E(z). Bases 142 to 2421 code for a protein of 759 amino acids. Gene Ontology annotation, molecular function: histone H3K27 methyltransferase activity; protein binding. Lineage: Eukaryota; Metazoa; Arthropoda; Insecta; Hymenoptera; Eulophidae. The record is from RefSeq and is a predicted model, not a curated record. The transcript has 11 exons. Gene Ontology annotation, biological process: chromatin remodeling.
UGUGGAGGGCGGAAGAUAGCAUAAGCGUCAAGUUUCAAUAAUUUUCACGCGUCCCUUACUCAGUUGUUGAUUCAUGUAGCGGAGGUGAAUUUUUAUUGAGGUAUUUUAAUGUUUAUUAUUAUUGUUUGUGAAGAUUAAACAAUGGCGAAGGCAAAAAUCACAGCAGAAUGGCGAAAACGCGUGAAAUCCGAAUACAUGAGGCUAAGGCAAAUAAAACGUUAUAAGCGCGCAGACGAAGUAAAGAUUGCAUGGAAUCAGAAUCGUAAGGUUAUGUCAGAUCUUUUAGAAGCUGAGCAUAAGAAAUGGGCUACCGAUAACAAAGUCAUGUGGUUAGCAAUGCAAGAUAUUCCAGCCCAUGCAUCCUGUAUGAAAAAGGCUGAAGUAACAAGUUCUGAUGGAGAUGUUCAAACGUGUCCUGUAAAGAUAAUCAGUGCAGUAUCUCCAAUUCCAACAAUGUAUACAUGGGCACCCAUUCAACAGAACUUUAUGGUAGAGGAUGAGACUGUUCUCCACAAUAUUCCAUACAUGGGUGAUGAGAUUCUUGAUCAAGAUGGCACGUUUAUUGAAGAAUUGAUCAAGAACUAUGAUGGCAAAGUGCAUGGUGAUAGAGAAUCUGGUUUUAUGGAUGAUACCUUAUUUGUUGAUCUUGUACAUGCCUUGGCUGCAUAUGAGAAAGAAGACAAGGAGAAAGAGACUCCAAAGAAAGGGAGAGAUUUGAAAGACAAAGAUAAAGAUAAGGAUAAAAAUAAAGAUAAAGAUGAGGAUGAGGAUAAAAAGACUGAUAAUAAAGGAGAAGAAGAUGGAACUCCAUUUCCUUCUAUGCAAAUUUUCAAUGCAAUAUCAAAUAUGUUUCCUGAUAAAGGAAGGCCAGAAGAAUUGAAAGAGAAGUACAUUGAACUUACAGAGAGAUCAGAUCCCAAUGCUCUGCCACCUGAAUGUACACCAAACAUUGAUGGACCUAAUGCAAAAAGCGUUCCUAGAGAGCAAACUAUGCAUUCAUUCCACACAUUAUUUUGCAGAAGAUGUUUCAAAUAUGACUGUUUUCUUCAUCACAGCAGGGGAGCUUUUCCUCAAGGUUUACAAGUUUGUCAUCCAGGACCAAAUCUACAGAAGCGCAAAGGUCCAGAUCUCAAACCUUUUGCAGAGCCUUGUGGUACUGAGUGCUACAUGCAUUUGGAAGGUAUAAAAGAAAAACUUGCAGCGCAAGCAGCUGACAAAGAGGAUGACGAAGAAAAACGAGGCGGGCCGAGAAAAGUACGUAAACAAACAAGUGUUGAUUCAGGUAACGAGGCGAGUAGCGAGGAUAGCAACGAUAGUAAUAAAUACAGUCAAGGUGGUAGUUGCCAAGACUUCAAACAAAACGUGAACAAAGAUUCAAAGCCUGACGAAGAUUCGCUGCAAGAACAGCUACAACGGGAUCAUCAAACACCGUUUUCAUUACUGGGAACGAAAAUUAAGACUGAAAGUGAACCGUCAUGGACAGGUUCGGAGCAAAGUCUGUUUCGUGCACUACACAAAGUUUUUCCAGGCAACCCGUGUGCUCUGGCACAGAUAAUGUUGACCAAAAGCUGUAAAGAAGUGUAUGAGUUUGCACAAAAAGAAGCCAGUGACAUACCAGCCGUGGAAAGUCUUAAAGACUUCACACCGCCGAGGAAAAAGAAGAAGAAGCAUCGUCUUUGGUCCAUGCAUUGUCGUAAGAUUCAGCUCAAGAAAGACUCCGGUGCGAACCACGUACACAACUUCGCACCAUGCGAUCAUCCAAAUAGACCAUGCGAUAACUCCUGCCCAUGUAUUCAAGCACAAAAUUUCUGCGAGAAGUUUUGCCAAUGUAGUACUGAAUGUCAAAAUAGAUUCCCCGGUUGUCGAUGCAAAGCACAAUGCAACACAAAACAAUGUCCUUGUUAUCUUGCUGUACGCGAAUGCGAUCCUGAUCUGUGCCAGACUUGUGGGGCUGAUCAGUUCCACAUACAAAAGAUAUCCUGUAAAAAUGUUAGCGUUCAGCGUGGGUUACAUAAACAUUUGCUCAUGGCACCGUCGGACGUUGCUGGUUGGGGUAUUUUCUUGAAAGAAUCAGCUGUUAAGAACGAAUUUAUUUCCGAGUAUUGCGGAGAGAUCAUUAGCCAAGACGAGGCUGAUAGGAGAGGAAAAGUAUAUGACAAAUACAUGUGCAGUUUUCUAUUCAAUCUUAAUAAUGACUUUGUUGUUGACGCUACUAGAAAAGGAAACAAGAUUAGAUUCGCUAAUCACUCGAUAAAUCCAAAUUGUUAUGCCAAAGUUAUGAUGGUUAAUGGCGAUCACAGAAUUGGGAUUUUCGCUAAGCGACCUAUUCAGCCGGGAGAGGAACUAUUUUUCGAUUAUCGCUAUGGACCGACCGAACAAUUAAAGUUCGUUGGUAUCGAACGCGAGAUGGAAUUUUUGUAAUAAAAUUGAAGCAACGUGGAUUAAUGUUGGCUAUUUAGUUCAAGAAAGAAAUCAUGUUCAUCUCCUUCGCCCUGACUUCAUCAUCUAUGAUUAUACCUCAUCACUACAGAAGUAUUUUGCGUACUUUCGAUUCGUCAUAAGCGUUGUAUCUAUUUGUAACAAGUUAAUAAAAUAACGUUAUUUCGUAUUAAUUA